AUGCUACAGCGUCAAAAGGACGGCGUCCUUACACUCAAGCUCUCGGGCUCAGUGCUCACUGACCAAGCCGACCGAACCGGCUACGUUGCCGCCAACUAUCAGUUCCAGUUCGACGCGCCGCCCCAAGCCGGUGCCAUCUACACCUCUGGCUUCUCGCUCUGCUCGAACAACAGUCUCGCCCUGGGAGGCUCUGCUAUUUGGUACGAGUGCUUGAGCGGAAGCUUCUAUAACCUCUACGACCGCAAAUGGGCCGACCACUGCUUCCCGAUUUAUCUCGUGGCCUUGAUCGGGUCUUCAGCUCCGCCAGCAACUCAAGCCAGCGAUGGUCAGCCGGCCGCUACGACCGUGGUUCCCUCUAUCACCCAGAUCUCCGACGGUCAACCACAGGUCACCUCGGCCGUUGUCACCCAAAUCAGUGACGGCCAACCCCAAGGAAACACUGCCGUAGUGACCCAGAUCAGUGACGGUCAGCCCCAAGCUGCCACUGCCACCGGCGCCCCGGUCUCUCAAAUCUCCGACGGCCAGCCUCAAGCCCCAACCGGAUCCCCAGUCAGUCAGAUUUCCGACGGCCAACCUCAGGCCCCAACCGGAUCCCCAGUCAGUCAGAUUUCCGACGGUCAACCUCAGGCUCCUACUGGCGCUCCGGUCUCGCAGAUCAGUGACGGCCAGCCUCAGGCCCCAACCGCCACUGCGACUCCGGUGUCCCAGAUCUCGGAUGGUCAACCACAGGCACCGAAGGGCACUCCCGUCUCGCAGAUCUCAGACGGGCAACCACAAGCUCCCACCGGCGCGCCAGUGUCCCAGAUCUCGGAUGGUCAGCCUCAGGCCCCGACAGCUAUCCCUGUCUCCCAGAUCUCCGACGGUCAACCUCAAGCCCCGACAGGCGCGCCGGUAUCCCAGAUCUCGGAUGGUCAGCCACAGGCCCCGACUGCUACUCCUGUCUCCCAGAUCUCAGACGGCCAACCGCAGGCCCCGACGGCGACGGUCGAGGCCGCAUCAGCCACGGGCACCAGCUCCGCCGCGCCCGCCACCUACACGGGAGCCGCGCCCCGCGAUACACUGUCUGGCAGCCUCGCAGUUGCGGCGGGGAUUGUGGGCGCCAUUGCGCUCCUCUGA
Molecule: messenger RNA, 1116 nt
Organism: Capronia epimyces CBS 606.96
Lineage: Eukaryota; Fungi; Ascomycota; Eurotiomycetes; Chaetothyriales; Herpotrichiellaceae
Exons: 6
Coding region: 1-1116 (371 amino acids)
Biological process (GO): fungal-type cell wall organization
Cellular component (GO): fungal-type cell wall
Molecular function (GO): structural constituent of cell wall
Source: RefSeq, a predicted model, not a curated record